Messenger RNA from Entamoeba dispar SAW760, 636 nucleotides. Its product is annotated as rab11, putative. The transcript has a single exon. NCBI's taxonomy places the organism in Eukaryota, Evosea, Mastigamoebida, Endamoebidae. Gene Ontology annotation, molecular function: GTPase activity; GTP binding. Bases 1 to 636 code for a protein of 211 amino acids. Gene Ontology annotation, cellular component: recycling endosome. Gene Ontology annotation, biological process: exocytosis. The record is from RefSeq and is a predicted model, not a curated record.
AUGAGCGGAUCAGAAGAAUAUGAUUUCCUUUAUAAAAUAGUAUUAGUUGGAGAAAGUGGAGUUGGAAAAUCCAACUUACUUUUAAGAUUUACAAGAAAUGAAUUUGAUCCUGAUAAACGAUCAACUAUCGGUGUAGAAUUUGCUACACGAUCUAUUAAUUAUUGUGAUAAAAAUAUUAGAGCUCAAAUUUGGGAUACUGCUGGACAAGAAAGAUAUCGUGCUAUUACCAAUGCUUAUUACAGAGGUGCUUUAGGUGCUUUGGUCGUUUAUGAUAUUACUAAAAAGACAUCAUUUGAAUCAGUUGAGAAAUGGCUUGCUGAGCUUCAUGAAAAUGCAGAUAAAAAAGUAGUUCAAAUGGUUAUUGGUAAUAAAUGUGAUUUAAAUCAGACAAGAGAAGUACAAACUAGUGAAGGUGAAGAAUUAGCUAAAAAAAAUAAUGCAUUCUUUUUUGAAACAUCAGCUUUAGAUGGAAGUAAUGUUGAAGAAGCUUUUAUGACAUUACUAAAAAAGAUUUAUGAUGAUUCUAGUAAAUCUGUUGAUGGAGAGCAAAGUAGUAAUAAUGAAAUUAAACCAGCAACUGAGCCUAUUGAUCUUGGAAGUCAAAACAAUAAACCAGAAGAAAAGAAGUGUUGCUGA